This is a messenger RNA of Oryza sativa Japonica Group (Japanese rice), 3256 nucleotides long. RefSeq names its product QWRF motif-containing protein 2. Gene Ontology annotation, cellular component: cytoplasm; centrosome; nuclear microtubule. Gene Ontology annotation, molecular function: microtubule binding. NCBI's taxonomy places the organism in Eukaryota, Viridiplantae, Streptophyta, Magnoliopsida, Poales, Poaceae. Gene Ontology annotation, biological process: centrosome cycle; spindle assembly. The record is from RefSeq and is a predicted model, not a curated record.
ACCUUGCUUCAACCGUCCGCACAAAUGUCAUUGUCCAACCCAAGUAACAAAUUGACACGACCAAUCACCUUUUACUUCUUGAGAAAAUUUAAUUUCCCAUAUUUGUUUUUUUCCAUUAAACCUUAGCUACCAACGGGAAUACAUAAAACAAAACCAUAAAUUCAUAUCACCCACUUCUUAAAUCUUCAGUUACAGUAUUAUUUUCCAUGUCAACCCAAUGAGGCAAAUGUUGGAAUCUAUUUUGAGGGGAAAAAAUCACAUUUACAUUCCCCACAUUUUGAAAUUCAAGGCGUGUAAAAAUAACGGUCUUAGAUAAUACAAGACGUGUAAAAUUAACGGUCUUAGAUAGUUUUACCUUGGUUAUCUUCUCCUAUUUCAAUACUCGUGUGUUUAUAGAGGUGAGUGUGCGUGCGUUGUGAGUUUCUACGUUGUGCCAUGUAAUUUUAAAAAAAAAAGACGUACAUAAUUAUAGAUAGAGUAGCUUCUGCUGACUUUUUUUUAAGACAAACAUGUAACCUACUCCUGUCUAAUUCCUGCGCUUAACUAAAUUUAUCGAAUUGUAAAACAGAAGGAUUAUCUCCCCAUGGUUGAUACUGUAAAAUGUUCUAAUUAACAUCACUUUAGAAAGAUCAAAGAGAAAGAAAAAGGCACUCUUCUCUCCUCUGGGACAGCUUGACAGCCACACUAACCAGAAGGAGGCCACACCCACACACAACCUGGCUGGAAGAAUCAGCGGCAGAGCUGCACAACACAACACAAAGCCAAAGGCAGAUUACAAAACGAGUAGAAGUAAAAACAACAGCAAAAGGCCCCAAAAAAAAUUAAAAAAAAACAUUGGAAGAGAAAAAAAGACGCAGAAAAAUCCCCCACUUCACUCUAGUACUCUGCUUGCUUCUCCGCAUCCAUCAACCACUCACCCAGUUUUGCUGCUGCUGCUGCUCGUCUUCCUCCUCUUCCUCCUCGCAGGCGGCCGCGCGCGUCGAUCCGGAGGCCGCUCGCCGCCGACGCCGCCGCCGCAGCAGCAGCCGGAGUGGGAGCGGGGGCGGCGAAUCUGGAGCCGAGGGGACCUGCAUUGCCGCGGGAGGGCAGCGGGUAGCUAGAUCUCCUCCCCCCUGUGCCUCCUUCCUUGGACGGCCGCGGCAGCGGCAUGGUGGCUGCUGCGGCAGCGGCUACCGCGCCAGAUCCGGCGCACCCCGCGCGCCCGCCGCUCACGCCGGCCCUCGACAAGCCCAACUCCGCCCCCGCCGCGCGCCGCCCCGCGCGCUCCAGCAAGCCGGUCUCGUCUCGCUACCUGUCGGCGGCCGCGUCGCCGACCUCCUCCACCUCGUCGUCGUCGUCGACGUCGUCGUCGUCCGCGCCGUCGUCGAACCGCCGCUCGCUCUCCGCGCAGCGCGCGAGGUCGUCCACCCCCCCGCCGCAGCACUCGACGUCGCCCACCCCGGCCCCCGCGGCGGCGGCGGCGGCGGUGGCGGUGGCUUCGGGGGGCUUGACGGCGACCACGAUGCGGAGCCUCUCGGUGUCGUUCCAGGGGGAGUCCUUCUUCUACCAGACGUCGCGCGCGCCGCGGGCGGCGUCGCCGUCGUCCCCAGGCGGGCGGCGCGGGCCCACGCCGGAGCGGCGGAAGAGCGUGUCGUCGGUGCCCGAGGCCGAGAACACGCGGCCGCAGCACCGAUGGCCGGCGGCGAAGCCCAAGGCGUCGGACCCCCUCGCCCGCAGCCUCGACUGCAGCCUGGACCGCAAGGACUCCAUCCUGGCUGCCGUCCACCUGCUCCGCCGCUCCAUGGCGUUCGACUCCACCACAUCCCUCUCCCCUUCGGACCCGGCCGCCGCCGCCGCCGCGGCCCACGACCUCUCUGCAUCCUCCGACACCGACAGCGUUUCAUCCGGCAGCAACUCGGGGGCCGGUGAUCCCCCACGCCGCGGCAUCAGCGUGCCGGCGAGGUUCUGGCAGGAGACCAACAGCCGCCUUCGCCGGCUUCCAGAACCAGGGCUACCGCUACCAUCAUCCUCUGGCAGGAGAUCGUUCUCAGACAGUCAAAUGUCACCGAGACUGCCUGGCCGCUCUCCAUCUCCAAGCCGCGGAAGCAGGGGCAUGGCGAGCCCAGCAAGAGGGCGGAGUGGGGAGGCAUCACCCAAUGGUCACACAAUGCAGGCGCCGGCAAAUGCGCCAUCUAUCAUCAGCUUUGCUGCAGAGGUGAGGAGGGCGAAAAAGGGGGAGAACAGAAUUGAGGAGGCACACAGGCUGCGGCUGCUCGAUAAUCGACAUUUGCAGUGGCGAUGCAUCAAUGCUCGGACAGAUGCAGCUCUCCUGGUGCAGAGCUUCAAUGCUGAGAAAACUCUGCACAGUGCAUGGAAGGAAAUAUCAAAAUUACGAGACAAUGUCAGUUCUAAAAGGAGCAAACUCCAGCUUCUAAAACAAAAGCUCAAACUGUUCGCUAUUCUUAGAAGACAGAUAUACUAUCUAGACGAGUGGUCUCAUAUUGAAAAACAUCAUUCAAGUGCUUUGUCAGCAGCAAUCGAAGCACUGAAGGCUAGUACUCUCCGUCUUCCAGUUGUUGGUGGUGCGAAGGCUGAUGCCCAAGGUGUGAAGGAAGCUGUUAACUCAGCGGUGGACGUGAUGCACACAAUGGCAUCCUCAAUGUGUACUUUGUUGUCUAAGGUGGAAGGAACAAGCUCUGUGGUGUCUGAGCUUGCCAAACUUGCAACACAAGAACAAAUGUUGUUGGAUCAAUCAAGAGAUCUCUUGUCCAUGGUCGCAGCAAUACAUGUUAAACAGUGUAGCUUGCAAGCUCAUAUGCUACAACGAAAGCAAAAGCAGAGCCAGACACGGGUGUAGAUCAGUUUGUCUUGCCACAUUGGUGGUCAACUAACAUCACACGGCCUCAUCUUUUCACACUGGAGACUGUGCUACAGGUAAUAAAAGCUGUAACCAUUUGUUGGGUGUGAAGUGUGUCCUAAUCUGCUUUGAUCUCACCGAGUGUAGCUGAUUCAUGUAAUUUUUUGAGUGCAUAUCACCAUAGAAAUGGCCCCUUUUACCUGCAACAGUUGCUGCAGUGGAUGUAUACAGAGAACCUAGUGUUGACCAAGGAUGAGCUUUCUGUAGAUAUGAAAAAAGCUUGUCGUUUGCGUGCCUAGCUUUGCUGUGUUGCGUGCCUCGCGUGUUGAUGAUUGGUGUUUUGUAUUCUGGAAUGGAAACAGUUGUUAGUUUGAUACGGGUGUUUUCAUGGCAAAUUAACAUGCAAGUUGUUCAUUCUAA